Messenger RNA from Punica granatum (pomegranate), 2856 nucleotides. The record is from RefSeq and is a predicted model, not a curated record. Lineage: Eukaryota; Viridiplantae; Streptophyta; Magnoliopsida; Myrtales; Lythraceae.
CUCUCUCUCUCUCUCUCCCCUCCCUCCUUCUGAUCUCAAUCUCUUUCUGAUAACUAAUAUCUUGAUAUCUAUCGAUAUAGCUAGCUAGUCGACGCUUGUCCACUCAAUCUGUACCACACAUGGUUAAUUAGUCCUGUCUACACGAGAAAGCAAAUUAUUGCCAGCGGUAUAGCUAAGAUUGUGUUCGGCGUAUACUAAUUAAAACCUUGACCAUUUAAUUAAGAAACUUAUUGAUGAACAUAUAUGUUCAACCACCAAUGAAAUGAAAAUAUAGUUUUUUUUGGUGGAAUAAUGAAAAUAUAGUUCAACCGAGAAAGAAAGCGUAGUGCGGUGAUUUACGCGGUAAUCAAGAAGUUAUAGAUUCUAUUGUUAUUAGUAGAAUCACUCGUACCUCUUUAUUUAGCUUUACAUUUUCAUGUAUUGGACUUGUAAGUUUUCUUUAUAACUGAAAAAAAAAGGGUUCAAUCGCGAAAGAAGGUGUAGUGUCCAGUAGUAGCGUAUGUUCUCACCUGAUAAUCAAGAUGUCCCCAUGUUCGAUAUUUGGGUGAGACUGCUCAUGCCUUUUAUUAGAUAUUUAUGGUCUCUCUUUAAAUUAUUAAGUCCAUAAGCCUUUCUUAUAAUAAUAAAAAAAAAAGUUCAACCGGAAUAUAUAUGAAUGUCCAGUUCUCUAAGAAGGGUUUGUAGCUUGUCGUGUUGGUAUUGUUAUGAUAUCUCCCAACAUAUACGCUCAGAACAAAAAACUUUCCGAUUAUUGACUUUUUUGGUGAUUCAAAAUUCAUGGAGAACACAGAGAUAAAUUUUCAGGUACAAACACAGAGAUAAGUUUUGCAAUACAAACUAGCCGUAGAAGCUGCCGAAAAUCGAUUUUCACAUGCAGGGAGUACGUACAUCUAACAGUCCUUCAUAAAUGGAUAUCCAAAAAAACAGUCCUUCAUAUAUAUAGAUGGUAUUAAUGGUGUGUCGUUUCAUUUCACAUGGGUAUAAGUACAAAAGAAAAACGUGCCAAAGAGAAGGAAUGGCACAGCUCAAGUUUAAUUUUCAUAAUAGGACUACCAAUACUUUUAUAUCAGUUAUUUUAUUUUAUUUUUUAUUAGACUCAUAACUUCCCUUAUCAGGGGUAAAAAAAAAGAUGUGAAAAUUGAAGGCUUAGACUAAUCCAGUCGAGUCGGGUUGGCUCAUUGAUAAGUAAAACUUUACAUAUUAUGAAUUUUAUUCAUUUAUAAGACUCAAAUUUGAGACAUUAUUUAAAAAAAAAGCACGUCAAAUUGUUAGAAUCAAUCUAUAUUGAUAUCAAGACUUCCAUUACAUAAUAAAAUAAAAAAGAAAAGAAUUACUAAUCCUUUAUUUGGAUUGAGGUAAGCAGACAACAAGCAGGAGAGGGAGGGGGAUUUUUUUCGAUGUGAACUCAGGUAUUCGGAAGUUCAAUUGGAUACCGAUUAAUUCAGUCGGAAAGGAAAGGAAAGCAUCCGAAUAAUGAGUAGUGUCCAUGUCUCCAUGCAAAGCCAGGCGGUGGAGCAGAAAACAGCCUCGGCUGCCGGUGUCUACACGUACGUAGCUCAGUGGCCGAUAUAUGCCGUGGCCUGGUCACACCACCGGGCGUACAGCAAGCCUCGGCUUGCCAUUGGGAGCUUCCUCGAGGACUAUGCCAACAAAGUAGAGCUGGUCCAGUUCGACCCCGACACGUCAAACUUCUCCACCGACGGCCGCCUUGUCUUCGACCACCCCUAUGCCCCUACCAACGUCAUGUUCCUCCCAUCUGAGGCCGAUGCUGCCUCCUCCACCGUGGAGCUGCUCGCCACGUCAGGGGACUACCUUCGGUUGUGGGCAGUCCAUCACGACCGCGUCGAGAUGCGGGCACUCCUCAACAGCAACCGGGGCAGCGAAUUCAGCUCUGCUAUCACGUCCUUCGACUGGGCAGCAUUCAAUCCACGCCAUAUCGCAGGGUGCAGCGUCGACACUACAUGCACGGUGUGGGACGUCGAGAAGGAGGUUGUGGAGGCCCAGCUCGUCGCCCAUGACAAAGAGGUAUAUGACGUCUCGUGGGGCGGCACCGGCGUGUUCGCUUCUGUGUCCGGUGAUGGCUCUGUCAGGGUCUUUGACCUACGGGAUAAGGAGCGGUCAACCAUUAUCUACGAGAACGUCACCGCUCCGAAUAGGGAUCAGAGCCCACUCCUCCGCCUCGAGUGGAACAAGGCUGACCCAAGGUUCAUGGCGACCGUAGGGAUGGAUAGCAGCGCGGUCGUAAUCCUAGACAUCCGGUUCCCAACUGCACCCCUCGCAGAGCUCAACAGGCACAGGGGGAGCGUGAACGCGGUCUCAUGGGCGCCGCAAGUGGGGCGGCAGCUGUGCUCCGUGGGAGACGACUCGAGGGCUCUGAUCUGGGAUGUGCUCAGCGCAGUGGGGCUCAGCUCGGAUGGCAAUGUAGCCGUCGACGUGGAGCCGGAGAUGUGGUACGGGUCCACGUUGGAGAUCAAUAACGUGCGGUGGUCACCGGUGGAGAUGGAUUGGAUUGCUCUCACUUUCUCCAACAAAUUACAGCUCCUACGAGUUUGACCAAAAAACAAUACAGUAAUCUAUGAUAAUUUAUGUUAUAGAUUAGAUGUAAAUCAUCGAAAUUUUGAAUAGACUAACCGCGACAAAAUCACAAAACACUUAAAUUUUUUUAAUAUUUAUGAUAUUUAUAAAAAUCAAUAGAAAUUGGGAUAUCUAGAGGAUUGUAAUUUUGCGAAGUAGGCUCUGUUUCAUGUAAGACUUUGUCCAGCACCAGGGCACCAAGUGGUUCAAACUUCAAAGUUUUGGGGUGCAAAACUUAAUAUCCUAAAUAAGAGGGAUGAGAAAUUAAUUUGCCCCCCAAAA